UCUCACAAAGAGGUUUAUCUUUAUCCCCAUGGCUACCUUCCCCAACAGCUUAGACAUUUUCAGGCUCGACUCAAAGGCAUCACAGUGCAAAACUAAACUCACGCCAUUUCAAACCGGACCUGGAACCUCUGUAAUCUACUGCAGAAAGUCCAAGAAUGAGGACGCAUUCGUGGAGAAGAAGCAAGCUGCAGUGGACUACGACACAGGGACCCACAAUGUUUCCGUACGAAUCGACGGUCUCAGGAAAUCCGACUUGCCGAAACGGAACCUUUUGCGAGUCGACGGGGACCGGUUCCAGAAGGACUGGCCACUCUCUGAGGUGGUAGCCAAUAUCAUGAAGCUCAAUCACUGGGAAGAUAUUGAUGGCCUCUUAAACCGCUGGGCCGGUCGCUUUGCCCGAAAGAAUUUUCCAGUUCUUAUAAAGGAAAUAACACAGCUCGGUUCAGUAGAGCACAGUGUUCAUGUUUUCAAUUGGAUGAAGAACCAAAAGAACUAUUGUGCACGCAGUGAUAUUUACAACAUGAUGAUCAGGUUGCAUGCAAGGCAUAAUCAGGUUGACCAAGCUCGUGGCUUGUUUUUUGAAAUGCAAAAAUGGAGGUGUCAACCUGAUGCUGAAACCUAUAAUGCUCUCAUCAAUGCACAUGGUCGAGCUGGCCAGUGGCGUUGGGCGAAAAAUAUCAUGGAAGACAUGCUCCGUGCAGCUAUUCCCCCAAGUAGGUCAACCUACAACAACUUGAUCAAUGCAUGUGGGUCUAGUGGAAAUUGGAGAGAGGCUUUGAAAGUUUGCAAGAAAAUGACAGAAAAUGGGUGUGGACCUGAUCUGGUAACUCAUAAUAUUGUGCUUUCUGCCUAUAAAACUGGGGCACAGUAUUCAAAAGCACUAUCCUAUUUUGAGCUGAUGAAAGGAACCAAUAUCCGUCCUGACACUACAACCCUUAAUAUUGUGAUGCAUUGCCUAGUGAAGCUUGGACAAUAUGAUAAAGCUGUUGAAAUUUUUAAUUCAAUGCGAGAGAAAAAGGCUGAAUGCCGUCCUGAUAUUGUCACAUUCACUACUAUCAUGCACAUGUAUUCUGUUUGUGGACAGAUUGAAAACUCUAAAGCUGUUUUCAAUUCAAUUUUAGCAGAAGGUGUGAGACCAAACAUUGUCGCAUAUAACACACUACUAGGUGCUUAUGCUAAACAUGGUAUGAGUCAAAAGGCUUUGCUAGUUUUUGAUGAGAUGAAAUGUAGUGGAGUACGCCCUAAUGUUGUAUCUUAUACAUCUUUACUCAAUGCCUAUGGACGAUCACAGCAACCUGAGAAGGCAAUGGAAAUAUUUGAAACAAUGAAGAGAAAAAACUUGAAACCAAAUUUAGUGACUUACAAUGCACUAAUUGAUGCUUAUGGUUCUAAUGGCGAUCUAGCUAAAGCAGUACAAGUGAUGCGUGAAAUGGAACAGAAUGGUGUGCAAGCAAAUGUUGUCACAAUAAGUACUUUAUUGGCUGCCUGUGGACGCUGUGGCCAAAAGGUAAAAAUUGAUUCCAUUCUUUCAGCUGCUGAAAUGCGUGGAAUACAGUUGAAUGCCGUUGCCUAUAACUCAGCUGUUGGAAGUUAUAUGAAUAUUGGAGAAUAUGAAAAAGCUUUGGAUCUAUACCAUUCAAUGAGGAAAAAGAAAGUUAUGCCAGAUUCUGUUACAUAUAAUGUGUUAAUAAGUGGAUGCUGCAAAAUGUCAAAAUAUUCUGAGGCACUAAAAUUUCUUGAUGAAAUGAUGGAAAUGAAAAUUCCUUUGUCAAGGGAAGUGUAUUCAUCUGCAAUCUGUGCAUACAGUAAACAGGAUCAACUUGCAAGGGCGGAGUCUAUGUUCUCCAUGAUGAAAACGGCUGGCUUUCAGCCUGAUGUUAUUGCAUAUACCACAAUGUUACAUGCUUACAGUGUCGCUGGCAAUUUGGAGAAGGUUUUUGAAGUAUUUAAAGAAAUGGAAUCAAAUAAUGUGAUCCCAGACUCUAUUGCUUGUUCAUCUCUUAUGAGAGCCUUCAACAAAGGAUGUCAACCAGCCAAAGUUUUUAUUGUGGCAGAGUUUAUGAGAGAGAGGAAAAUCCCUUUCAUUGAUGCUGUUUUCUUUGAAAUGGUUUCUGCAUGCAGCAUAUUACGAGAUUGGAAGAUGACAACUGAAAUUAUUAGUAUGAUGGAAGCUUCACUCCCUGGUAUCUCAGUUGGAAUUCUGAAUCAGCUUCUCCAGUGCAUUGGAAAAUCCGGCAAGAUUGAGACCAUGAUAAAGUUUUACUACAAGAUAGUCACAUCAGGUGCAGAAAUCAACUUAACAACGUACUCAAUUUUGCUGAAGAAUCUUUUGAGUGCUGGAAAUUGGAGGAAAUACAUUGAGGUGAUGCAAUGGAUGUUGGAUGGAGGAAUCCAACCUUCAAAAGAAAUGUAUCAAAACAUACUCUUCUUUGCUCAAAGAAGUGUUGGAACUGAGUAUGCUACUAUAAUAAAAGCACGAGUAGAAGCCAUGAGAACAAAAUAUGAAGAUCAGACAACCAGCCUGCCUGGAUCUCUCCACACCGAUGCAUUGAGAGAGUUGAAAAUACUGGCAUAGCAAUUCUCAAAUAGUUUCUCCUGGAGAUAGAUGACCUAUCAUUGGAGUCCAAAAGGCCAAAAGAUAUUAUUUCAAUACUUAGCCUGUGCAGAAUAGUGAGUUGCUAAUUUAACGGGAAGUAUGGCAGCAGGGCUGAAUAUGUGUUAACAUGGGACGACAGACAGUCGUGUCCAAAACCCAAGCAUAGCUCCACAUAGCGGGGCAUACCACCAUUUCUCCAUAGAGCAUGUUUAGCAGGCUGGCCUGGUUGCAUUCAUGCUUAUACUAAGUGCUGCCCAACAUGCAGAGUAAAAUGCAGCUUCCCUGGCAAUAUUUUUCCAGUGUUGCUGACAGCCUUGUUGCACUUGUUUAGUUGUGUAUGUAAAGAUGUGAACAAAUCCAUUUAUGAAUCUGAACUACAUUUUUUGAAUGGAAAAUGUUUAUAAGCUAGAA
Molecule: messenger RNA, 3007 nt
Organism: Ipomoea triloba (trilobed morning glory)
Lineage: Eukaryota; Viridiplantae; Streptophyta; Magnoliopsida; Solanales; Convolvulaceae
Product: pentatricopeptide repeat-containing protein At2g41720
Exons: 10
Coding region: 29-2575 (848 amino acids)
Molecular function (GO): protein binding
Source: RefSeq, a predicted model, not a curated record